This is a messenger RNA of Anoplopoma fimbria (sablefish), 2864 nucleotides long. RefSeq names its product zinc finger and SCAN domain-containing protein 22-like. Bases 100 to 1200 code for a protein of 366 amino acids. Gene Ontology annotation, biological process: regulation of transcription by RNA polymerase II. The record is from RefSeq and is a predicted model, not a curated record. The transcript has 2 exons. Gene Ontology annotation, molecular function: RNA polymerase II cis-regulatory region sequence-specific DNA binding; DNA-binding transcription factor activity. Lineage: Eukaryota; Metazoa; Chordata; Actinopteri; Perciformes; Anoplopomatidae.
GAAGAAGAAGAAGACAUAACUCCAGGUCACGUGAUAGGGUCGAGCAUCUUUUUUUGGUCCAUUUUGGAUGAUAGCAAGAGCUCUGUGCAACCCAAGAAAAUGACCAAACUGCAGUUUUUGAACGUAUUUCUGACUGAACGUCUCAUGCUUGCUGCCCAGGAGAUCUACAAAUCUGUGGAGGACACCAUCCUGGAGUACCAGGAGGAGAUCGCCAUCAGGGAGCGAGAGAACGACCAUCUGAGACGCAGGCUGAGAGACGCAGGGAUCGAGAUCUGGCCAGAUCGUCCGUCCAUGGCGCUGUUGGACGAGGAGGAUGGUGAGCACCCACGGCGUGAGUGGAGUCCCAGCAUGGGGCAUGAAGAGCGCAUCCCUAUUCAGAUUAAGGAUAAAAGAGAUCUGCGGGCCAACCAAGGAGAAGAUCAGCUUCGUGGCCAUGGCUCUUGCAGCACACCAGAGAACUUGUUCACUCCCCCGCGUGUUGUUAACGAGUAUCCUCAGGAGGGACCCCACACAUCCAACCUCCCUCAGAGUCAAGGUGUUGAGAACAGGGAGAGGGAUCCUGGAUCUCGAGGCUCCUCAAGACACGUAAAGGUAGAGAGUGGAGGAGGCCACAGAGGCUCUACUUCUUCCAACAGCGGUGCCCAGCCACUCGCACCAGUCAACCCAAACUGCUCAAAUGAGAACAACAUUGACAUUAUCGGGGUGGAGAAUGGAGGACAGAUGGUUGGUGUUAAGGGAAAUGGAAGUGGAGGCAACAGAGGACAGGCCUCUCACAUGCGCAACCAAGGAGCCAAUGCCGUGGACUGCCCUCAUCAAAAAUCCCCCUUACAAGGCCACAUUUCUUCCUUUUGCUGUAAGGUUUGUGGUGAGGCGUUCAGUCACGUUGGCCACCUGCAUGUGCAUGUACAAGUGCACACUCGAGAAAAACCUUAUCGCUGUGGUGUAUGCGGGAAAUGCUGCAGCUCCUCUGGCAGACUCCAGGAGCACCAGCGUAGCCACACAGGAGAAAAACCAUUUCGCUGUCAAAUUUGUGGAAAGGGCUUCACACAGAUGGCUCACUUGAAGGUACACAUGAGGAUCCAUACUGGGGAGAAGCCAUACAGUUGCCCUGUGUGUGGCAAAUGCUUCAGCCGUUCUGACAAAAUCAAAAGGCAUCUCCAGACCCAUAGCCGCGAGGGAUCAUAUUUCUCAGGGCAAUAAUGCAAGUGUGUCGUUAAACAACCCAGUUUGUGAAUCAUAUUGAUGAAGGAAAUUUCCUACAAAAAGCUAAAAACGCUGCCAUUAAAACAAAGCUUUUUUCUUCCUACUUUCCAAGAACUAGGGAUUCUGCAACUCUUGGAGAAAGUUUCUUAUCUAACCUAACACUUCUCCAUGCCAUGGUCCCUCAAUAGAAUUUGUAUUAGCCAGUUUAGUAUGUCAUUUACUUAAUUUUGUACUUGUCACUGAGUAUUACAUCUCUAAGACACAAUUUGAGUUAUUAGCUAGCUUUACUGAAUUAUCUAGUCUUUCCUUAGUCAUAUAAUUAGCAUGAUGAAGUCUUCCACACAUGCCUUGAUACUGAGAUGCAUUGAGAAAUGCAACAAUGUUCAACAUGUUCAUGGCUCAUUAUCAACCAGUCACUUCAUAUCCAUAAGUUUACAGUUUAAAAUCUGCUUACUUGACAUCUAUCUUGUAAUUGUUAUUUUAGGACCUAAGAUUGAGAGUCAGUGCAUGAAGUGAUCUCCAUUUUCUCAAUUAACUAGAGAAUUGAGGGCCUGACAAAUGAUCAUCUGCCAGUAACACUGCCAGUAGUCUUUUUUCUGUUUCAAUUUUUUAUGAAGCAAUUACAAAAAGACCCAAUUUAGGCUCACAACAGAUCCACUGAACUUUUAAGCUUGACUGACUUACAAGGAGAAGUCUGACCUAGCACUUAAUCUCCAUUUUAGUCUUUAUUUUAACUUCCUUUUUCUUCUGAGUGCUGUUACAUUGUUGCAGAGCUAAAUACUGCCAUCUCACAUCUUCAGUGCUUCACGUUGUCCAUUCAAAUAUGGAUAAAUCAAUUGUGAGACUGCUCCACUAUUGUGUGACAUUACGUGAUAUUCUGUAAAAUACCACUGGUCUCGAUCUACCAUUCAUUUUGGAAUUUGUGGUGAUUUCUUUUUAAUGACAUGCACUAUGGCAUCUGUCUGAAACGGUGCAGAAAUUCACUCUACAAUAGGGCCCUACAGUAUUAGCUGAAUCUAUCCGUGGUUCUUCAGGGUCUCAGUCUGCAAAGAUUUAUAUUCACCUGUGUUUCCACCACAAUAUUUCAUCGAAAUGUGAGGUUUAUUUUGGAGUGGGCAUGGUUGUGGUUGCUUUUCAAGGUGAUUGAUUCUUUGUCGUGGAAUCAGAUACUUCCUCUACCAAUCUUGGACUGACUCCCUGAACAGUAUACACUACAGUCACCUUUCUCCUCUCAGGACUAAUGCUGCAUUCAUGACAUGAGGGGCAUACCAGAAAUAUUAAUGUCUGACUUGAAACGGCUAUUAUAAAAGUCAGAAGCUCAGGGUUUGUGAGUUUUCCCAUGGAAUUUGUCCCUGCAUUUGCAAACAUUUACAUGUCAAUAACAAUUCAAAAGAUAAAAAUUUGCAUCUGAACUGCCUGCAAGAAGAUGAACUAAAUGAAAUAUCAAACCUUCAGAGUGUGUCAGAGCUCAGUCGAUGCACACCAGGGAACCCUCCGUGCGUGAUGAAUGCAGCAUGAGACAACUACAGCAAGUCUUCACAGCUGACCAGCAGCCCUUCACUCACAGUCUUCUCUGGGACACCUUUGCUCCCCCUGCGUGCACACACUAAUGUACAGUGUUGUAUCAUUGCGUAUUAAAUGUUAUUUUUUAAUAAAGUAGU